This is a messenger RNA of Sitodiplosis mosellana (orange wheat blossom midge), 1013 nucleotides long. RefSeq names its product early lactation protein. Lineage: Eukaryota; Metazoa; Arthropoda; Insecta; Diptera; Cecidomyiidae. The record is from RefSeq and is a predicted model, not a curated record. Gene Ontology annotation, molecular function: serine-type endopeptidase inhibitor activity. Bases 359 to 787 code for a protein of 142 amino acids. The transcript has a single exon.
GGGGUUUUUUUGAGCACACCGUCAAAUUGUAGUUAUGUUUGCGUUUGCGUUCCCAGCUCAAGAAAAAUACGUACAUAUAUAUAAAAACGUAAUCGAACGUUCAUCAUUCAGUCAGUUAAAGUUGAACAGUGAAAAGCUGAAGUUUGGCGUGUACAAUAUUUUCCUUCCAACCAAUUGAACAGCAAGAAUUAAAGAAAUAAUUUUUCUAUUGAAUAUUCUUUAUCUGCAAGCAAAAAUUUCAAGACGAAAAUAGUGAUUUGUGUUGAAAAAAAUUAAAUUAAACUCACGAAAAGAAACAAACCAAUUUAAUUUUAAAAUUAACCGUUAAACAAGCAAGUUUAAUUUUGAAUGAAAAAAAAUGCAAGCGACUAAAGUCAAUGUAUUGCUUAUUGGUGCAACGGUGAUUUUUGUAUUUGCACUGAUCAACGAAAUUGAUGCAAAACCGUUGGACAUUUAUGAUGAAAUUGUUGACAAUGACGAAAAACAACUGUUGAUCCGCAUGGCUGAGCUAAUUGAAUCGAUUGGUGCCGAUGAUUCGGAGCGUUUUGCAAGCAUCAACAACAGUGACAGCAACUCAUCAUCCGCCAGCAACGAGUUAAAAGACAUGAAACCGGGUGAACGUUGUAUAUUACCAGUGCGAAAAGGUGUUUGCCGGGCAUUAAUUCCACGCUGGAGCUACGAUCCAUCGACAAGAGAAUGUUCUCAAUUCAAAUUUGGCGGCUGUGAUGGUAACGGCAACAAUUUCUCCACACGAAAACAGUGCAUGGACAUGUGCCGAGGCAUUUAAAUCAAUUUUUACAUUACACUGCGUCAGAUCAGCUCAGUUAUGGAAACGACAACGGAACCAGUGGACUUUCUGAUUUUUUGUCCAACACAAACAAAUCUUGACCAAAUAUAUUUAUUCUACGUUAGUUUAAUCAUGUUAUGAAAAAAGAAAGAAUUCGCAACAGCAACUGUUGAUAUGUACAUCUAUUUAUUUUUUGUUUUAUAAUAAAAAAAAAUUUGAAGAAAAA